This is a messenger RNA of Durusdinium trenchii, 566 nucleotides long. NCBI's taxonomy places the organism in Eukaryota, Dinophyceae, Suessiales, Symbiodiniaceae. The record is from the annotation of a GenBank genome assembly.
UCCAGGGAAGAGCAGAACAUCGCGUGACUGCUAUGGCUGAGACUGUGACUGCUAUGAGAGAAGAGGAGGAUGGCAGCGCCGACCAUGCCGAUGGGGCUCAACCUGAGCGGGUCAAGAGACCGCGGGUGGAGGACAAAUGGGUCGAUGGACUCCUCCAGUACUUGUGGAGGGACCGAUUGACGCUGGUCUCCGACCCUCGUGGUGUCUUGGCGCCCCAGCUGUGGGUCCAGUUCCGUGUCCCAGCUCCGAAGGCCUGGGAAACUGGUCCAAGGCACGGGGCACUGGAACUGGAAUGUGGGCAGCAGGAGAGGUGGGCAGCUAUGGCUGAAACAGGAGAGGUGGGCCUCAGCCUUGGCCGAUCUUGAGCAGGUCCUAUCAGACUAUUUCGCGGACCAUGAGGAGCUUUGCAGGGGAGCCACGUGUUUGGAGCUGGGUGCCGGCAUUGGCGUCGUGGGCCUGACCGUCGCACAUUUGGGUGCCAAGGUGGUGGUCUUGACAGACGUGGCGAGACAGCGACUGGGCAGGAAGAUGGGUCAUCAUGGUGACCGGUGUGGGUGCAAGCUGAG